AUGCCUUUCACCGGAAGGUAAGCUUCCCUCCCUCCGAGCGCAGCGCGACGGCGACGUUCUUCGGAUACCCGCGGCUGCUGCUCUUGUCCAUUAGCCGUCAGCGCCCAGCAGACGACGACGACGACGACGACGACGACGACGACGACGUGUGCUAACCACCACCGCGACAGCGACAUCAUCAAGAUCAUCCUCGCCAUCCUGCUCCCACCGCUCGGUGUCUUCCUCGAGCGUGGCUGCGGCGCCGACCUCCUCAUCAACAUCGUCCUGACGUACGUUUUCUCCCUCUCCUCCCAGCCACCGUGUAUAUCACCACCAAUCAACGUGCUGACAUGAUACAAACAGUUGCUUGGGUUACAUCCCCGGUAUCAUCCACGCGCUGUACAUCAUCCUCAAGUACUAG
Lecanosticta acicola is the source of this 400-nucleotide messenger RNA. The record is from the annotation of a GenBank genome assembly. NCBI's taxonomy places the organism in Eukaryota, Fungi, Ascomycota, Dothideomycetes, Mycosphaerellales, Mycosphaerellaceae.